Molecule: messenger RNA, 1098 nt
Organism: Populus trichocarpa (black cottonwood)
Lineage: Eukaryota; Viridiplantae; Streptophyta; Magnoliopsida; Malpighiales; Salicaceae
Product: basic endochitinase
Exons: 1
Coding region: 56-952 (298 amino acids)
Biological process (GO): carbohydrate metabolic process
Cellular component (GO): extracellular region
Molecular function (GO): chitinase activity
Source: RefSeq, a predicted model, not a curated record
GCUCUAUAAUACUUUAUUUGCAUCAAACUCGGUGAAAAGGUCAAUUUUUUUAAAAAUGAGUCCCAGAUUUUCUGCAAAAUGUGCAAUUCUCUUCCAUGCAACACUUCUUGCUUUGGCUUUCAAAGCAAAAGCUGGAAGCAUAGUGGUUUAUUGGGGCCAAGAUGCGAGGGAAGGCACGCUCACAGAUACAUGUGCCUCAGGGAAAUAUGGCAUCGUGAACAUAGCCUUUCUCUCAGUUUUUGGCAAUGGCAAAAAACCGCAGGUCAACUUAGCCGGUCACUGUGACCCAUCCUCAAAUGGCUGCCAAAGAGUAAGCAGAGGCAUCCAUAACUGCCAAAACCAAGGCAUUAAAGUUAUGCUUUCCAUUGGUGGUGGAUCUGGUGGCUACACCUUAACUUCACCUGAUGAAGCUAGGGGUGUAGCAGAAUAUUUAUGGAACAACUUCCUUAGUGGAAACUCGAAUUCAAGGCCACUAGGCGAUGCCAUUUUGGACGGCAUAGAUUUUGACAUAGAGGGAGGGGAACGUCACUAUGUAGUUCUCGCUUCUAGAUUGUCCGAGCUCAGCCGAGGAGGCAGGAAAGUGUACUUGACAGCUGCACCGCAGUGUCCUUUUCCCGACAAUUGGCUUGAUAAGGCACUUCAGACGGGACUUUUCGAUUAUGUAUGGGUCCAAUUUUACAACAACCCUCAGUGUGAGUAUAACACUAACAAUCCUCAGAGCUUUAAGGACUCAUGGAACAAAUGGACAUCUUCUAUUCCGGCCAGGAAGUUUUUUGUGGGGCUUCCGGCUUCUAGGGCGGCUGCUGGCAAUGGUUUUGUGACAACUGAUGUGCUCAAAUCGCAAGUGCUACCUUUUGUCCAAGGUUCCCCCAAGUAUGGCGGUGUCAUGCUCUGGAACAAGUAUAGUGAUGAUCAAAGUGGAUACAGUUCCAGGAUCAGGGAUAGUGUUUGAGCUUCUUGAAAGGAGUUCCAAGUAUGAUAUCAUCAUCAUUAAGCCAAAAUCAAAGAGCAGCGUCCUUGUAAUCCUAAUAAGUUGCCUCCUUAGAGUUGAUUAAUAUCGUGAAAUAAAACGUUUCUCCUUCUACUUUUAUUGCAAAA